CUCAGUCUCUCCCCUCAAGGUUUCUACAGCUUAGAGAGGCUGCAUAAAACAGCUCAGCUCUCGAAUCACUGAAGUUGUGACAAGGGCUAAGAAGGAGCUCGUAGAAGAGAGGCCCAGCCCCGGGGCUCUGAGCGCUCUGGGAAAUGGACUCCGAACAGCGAGUUGAAAGGAGGGAGGAAUUGAAAUCCUGCUUAUCUAUGAAAUGCAGUUAACACAACAGCUAGACCUAUUUCCCGAAUGCAAGGUGACCCUUCUGUUAUUUAAAGAUGUAAAAAAUGCUGGAGUCUUGAGAAAAAAGGCCAUGGAAGGCGCCAUCGUUGGAUCAUUAAUUAACCCUACAAUGAUCAUCGAUCCAUUUCAGGUAGUUGUGGCAGCAAACAAAGCAGUUCACCUCUACAAACUGGGAAAAAUGAAGACGAGAACUCUAUACACUGAAGUUAUUUUCAACCUUUCCCCAAAUAACCAUAUUUCAGAGGCUUUGAAAACAUUUGGUACCUCAGCAAAUGACACUUCAAUUCUAAUUGUUUACAUUGAAGAUGGAGAAAAACAAGUAGAUCAAGAAGACUUGCUAUCCCAGAUAGAAGGUCAUCAAGUUUCUCUGGAAAAUCUUCCUGAAAUAACAAAUGUUACAGAAGUUAGAAAGGUAUAUAAAGUAUCUUCACCAGAAGAAAGUAUUGGGACAUUAUUGGAUGGUGUCAUUUGUAGAAUGUCAACAAAAGAUGUUUUGUGAAAUGAGAGAAAUAUAAUUUUCUGCAUUUAUAAAAAACAUUGAUUUUCCUUUUAUGUUAAAAUCAUUUGUAUUUGUAUAUGUUCAUUGUAGAAAAAUUUAAAGCGCAUUGAUAUAACAAAGGGAAAAAACCGACUUCUACCUCUUAAUAUUUUAAAAGUUUGCCACUGUUACAAUUA
Pteropus alecto (black flying fox) is the source of this 906-nucleotide messenger RNA. RefSeq names its product TP53RK binding protein (gene TPRKB). Lineage: Eukaryota; Metazoa; Chordata; Mammalia; Chiroptera; Pteropodidae. Bases 203 to 730 code for a protein of 175 amino acids. Gene Ontology annotation, biological process: telomere maintenance via recombination; tRNA threonylcarbamoyladenosine modification. Gene Ontology annotation, cellular component: cytosol; nucleus; EKC/KEOPS complex. The transcript is spliced from 5 exons. The record is from RefSeq and is a predicted model, not a curated record.